Ochlerotatus camptorhynchus is the source of this 708-nucleotide messenger RNA. RefSeq lists its product as uncharacterized. The transcript has a single exon. The record is from RefSeq and is a predicted model, not a curated record. NCBI's taxonomy places the organism in Eukaryota, Metazoa, Arthropoda, Insecta, Diptera, Culicidae. Bases 1 to 708 code for a protein of 235 amino acids.
AUGAGCGAGUUCAAUGCUCGGUUGACCGCUAGGCCUGAAGGCAAUAGUGACAGUGUGACAGCUGUGAAGAAGCUGCUUGACAACAAUCGAUUCUCCGUUCUGCAGGACAGUGCAGAGCCGGUGAUGGUAACAACAGGACCGCCGAAAAAGAACAGAAUGCCGCCCUUCUACGUGAAAGGCUUCCAUCCCGGACUGCAGGAAAAAAUAAACUUCUUCAUCACGAAGGGCGUCCGGUGCACCAUCCAGCUGUGCACAGAGGGAUACAAAUUGAGGGUACCGGCGUUGAACCAUUACAAGAUGGUUCAGACCAUGCUGGACCAAGCACAGGGGGAGUAUUUUUCCCACAACAUCGAGGCUAUUAAGCCACUCAUGGUGGUCCUACGAGGACUAUACUACAUGUACACAAGCGUCCUUUUGGAAGAGCUGGUGGCUAAUGGAUUGAAGUCGGUCCAAAUUCACAAGAUGGCCCGCCACAACAAGGCUGUCAAGUACCGUGACCAGCAAUACCUGGUCCACCUUGAGAAGAAUUCAACAAGUCUGAAGGACCUACAGGGCAUCCGCGUCCUGUUCAACAUCAUGGUGAAGUGGAAGUGGUACAAUCCAGUUAGCCGCGGAGUCACCCAAUGCUCGAACUGCCUGCUGUUCGGGCAUGGAACGAAGAAAUGCCAUAUGGCAAGCCGGUGCACCAAGUGUGGGAAGCAACAUUGA